AUGCGGGCCACCACAUUCCUUGGCUCGCGCCGUGUGAUGUCUGCCAUCGGCCAGGGGAUGGGCGGGCGUCCAUCUGCCUGGUCGAUCCAACAGGCCGCUCCCGCCUCGCCGUUCCACGCCGCCGCCAGCAGUGGCGGCUGCAGCAGCAGCAGCAGCAGCAGCACCGCCCCCAGCACCAGCAGCAGCAGCAGCGGUUCAUUGCCUUCCGGCCGCCCGUUGCGGGCACGCCUCUCGCGCCGCCUCUCAACAUCGGCGCGUGCAGCCGCUGUGGAGGCUGCGCCUGUGCCGGCAGCGCCGCCGCGCUCCGAAGUGCUCACCGGGGACCCUGCCAACAACGUGACCGACUAUAUCUACUCGAAGAUGGGCACCAACCUGCACCUGCAGCCUGACCACCCGAUCUGCGUUAUCAAGCAGGCCAUCUACAACUACUUCCAGGCAAACCAGCCAGGCCUAUUCAAGACCUUUGACGGGCUGCACCCGGUGGUGUCGGCUCACUCCAACUUUGAUGAGGUGCUGGUGCCCAAGGACCACGUCAGCCGGUCCCCGAACGACACGUACUACGUCAACGCAGACACCGUGCUGCGCUGCCACACCAGCGCCCACCAAGCUGAGCUGCUGCGCCUGGGGCACCCGGGCUUCCUUGUCACCGGUGACGUGUACCGCCGCGACAGCAUCGACGCAACCCACUACCCGGUGUUCCACCAGAUGGAGGGCGUCAGGGUGUUCUCGCCGGACGAGUGGACGGCGGCCGGGCUGGGGCCCACUGAGUUUGCUGAGAGGGAGCUCAAGGCCGCGCUGGAGGGCAUGGCUCGGACCCUGUUUGGUGCCAACAUUGAGUGCCGCUGGGUUGAUGCUUACUUCCCCUUCACGAACCCCUCGUUUGAGCUGGAGAUCUUCUUCAAUGGAAAAUGGCUUGAGGUCCUGGGCUGCGGCGUGAUGGAGCAGGUGAUCCUGGACGCCAACUACCCCGACGGCUCUGGCAAGAAGGCUUGGGCCUUUGGCCUGGGUCUGGAGCGCCUGGCCAUGGUGCUCUUCGACAUCCCUGACAUCCGCCUCUUCUGGAGUGGCGAUGAGCGCUUCCUGCGGCAGUUCAAGGCUGGCGACCUCAAGGCCAAGUUCAAGUCAUACAGCAAGUUCCCACCCUGCUACAAGGACAUGGCGUUCUGGGUCAGCCCCGAGUUUACCGAGAACAACCUGUGCGAGCUCGUGCGCGGUGAGCGAGGGGCAGGAGAGUGGGAGGGGACGCAUUACGGCAGGGUUGGGGCCCUGGUCAAGGAGUCGGACAUGCUGCACUUGGAUGACGACGUUCGGAUGGGCAUCGGUGGCGACCUGGUGGAGGAGGUGACGCUGAUUGACUCGUUCACGCACCCCAAGACGCAGCGCACCAGCAACUGCUUCCGAAUCACCUACCGCAGCAUGGAGCGCAGCUUGACCGACGACGAGAUCAAUGCCCUGCAGGACCGCGUGCGUGAGGGCGUGUCGGGGGAGCUCAAGGUCGAGCUGAGGUAG
Messenger RNA from Monoraphidium neglectum, 1509 nucleotides. RefSeq names its product phenylalanyl-tRNA synthetase alphachain. Lineage: Eukaryota; Viridiplantae; Chlorophyta; Chlorophyceae; Sphaeropleales; Selenastraceae. Gene Ontology annotation, molecular function: ATP binding; phenylalanine-tRNA ligase activity; tRNA binding. Gene Ontology annotation, cellular component: cytoplasm; mitochondrion. Bases 1 to 1509 code for a protein of 502 amino acids. The record is from RefSeq and is a predicted model, not a curated record. The transcript has 5 exons. Gene Ontology annotation, biological process: phenylalanyl-tRNA aminoacylation.